AGAAAACAAUGAAAUGUCUGUGCUGAAUAUCGUGCGGCCUGACAUUUGAUUUUCGCUCAACGCAUCCACCUCACAAAACACCGACACUUCUUGUCGUUCUGCCUUGCACCUCUUCCACGUUUCGUUUUCAUUAUCAGUCACUGCACGAACAGGGACUUUUGGCUGUCAUCUUGGAAAACGGAAAGAAGUAGUGCCACGUCGCGGAAUAAACGACAGCAGCAGCUUCUUCAAUCACUGGCUCGACACGACGGCAAUUUUGUUUCUGGGAAAAGGAAAACCAGUAGUCAUUGGCCGCCUCUCCCCAAGAUGAACCAUGAUGCGCAAAACGAACAGCUGCUGGAAGUAACGGCACGUAAAACAAAACGGCUGCUGCUUCUGCGCAGCGCGUCCGCGGUCAACGGCAUCCGCAGCUUCAGUCGUGCUCUCGGGAUUGCCGACGACUUGGGUGGCAAGCAGAUCAACGAAGAAGAAUUCAAACAGGCUCUUCACGACAACAACGUCUCUCUCGCGCAGCACGAAAUUGUCAACGUCUUCACGGUGCUUGACCGCGCCGGCACGCACACCAUCGACCCGACAGAGUUUAUAGCCGCCAUGUACACGGACAUCAGCCCCCUUCGGCGAGUGUGGCUGCAGCGAGUGUGGAGGCUCUUUCUCAAGGAUCCACAAAGCGGAGCGGCGGCGGUGGCGGAGAUGCACAAGCUGUUUGUGCCCGAAGGCCACCCUUCCGUGCUACGUGGUGAGACGUCCGCAGACGCCAUCCAGCAAGAAUUUGAGGCCACCUUCAACAGCGAAACGAACCCCGAUGGGCGAGUGAGCCGGCAGGAGUUUAUGGAGUACUACGCCGGUGUGUCCGCCUCCUGCAACGAUGACAGCUCCUUUGUAGCGCUUCUAAGAGGGGUCUGGACUCUUCCCGGGGUGUCGGACAGCUUCACCGCCUCUCUCGCCACUGGUGAGGCGCACUACCAAGGUACCUAUCACACAGAGCAGACGCUCGAGCAGAAGACGGAGGUGGCGCGACGCGAGGAGAUGCGCGCGGCCCUGCUGCACGUCAUCAAAACGCAGCACACCCCCGCGGCGCUCAGCAGCGGCGUGGCCGCCCGUGCGAUUUGUCUGUCUCUUGCCGAGAUCGACACGACGAACAGCGGCUUUGUUAGCGAGGGCGACUUCAUCGCGGCGCUGCGGCAGCAUCGACUCUACGUGCGGGACACGGCGUUGUUGAGCUGCCUCGACACGAACGGCGAUGGCUCGGUGGACAUCUUUUACUACGAGACUCUCUUGCUGUCCACACUGCCACCGGUGCGGCUCAUGUUGCUGGAGCGGCUCUGGGCACAGCGCUUUACCAAGAAGGACACUGCGUACUGCGUACCAGUGCAGGAGUUCCAUCGACUGUUUCACGCCUCCAGCGCGAUCGACAAGGAUGACUUCCUCACCGCCUGGGAUGUGCGGCGUGCGCGCGACGGCAAGGUUGCCUUUGAGGAGCUCUUGCAGUGGUACAUCCCGCAGAGUGCGCUGGUGGAGGGCGACAAGGGGUUCGUGGAACUGCUUCACCGGCAAUGGGGUGAGUAUGAGUGA
This is a messenger RNA of Leptomonas pyrrhocoris, 1572 nucleotides long. RefSeq lists its product as hypothetical. Gene Ontology annotation, molecular function: calcium ion binding. The record is from RefSeq and is a predicted model, not a curated record. The coding region runs from base 307 to 1572 and encodes 421 amino acids. The transcript has a single exon. Lineage: Eukaryota; Euglenozoa; Kinetoplastea; Trypanosomatida; Trypanosomatidae.